CUGGUACCUCUUACCUACCUGUGCUUACCCAUCGGCAAAGCACCCGGCCGAUGUACCUACCUACCUACCCAAGUACCUACGUCCCUAUUCGCAACAGUACCUAACCGUAGAGGAAUACCAGAGGUAGUGGACGUUAGGUACCUAACUUCCCCACCCGCCUAUGCGCUAGGUACCUAAGGUAUACAUGGGGGGGUUCUGAUCGCGCCACACGGGGACUCGGACGGGCGUCGACCGAGUCGAUCGAGUCCUCCGGCUCCGACUCAGAAAUAUCUCGAAAGCAUACCUACAAUUUUCCAAGCGGGCCGCGUGGCACGCAACCGUCGCAACAGUCACAUGUUACCAUAAUAUUGAAUCUUAUAAUAUUGAAUGCAUACACAUAUCAUGAAAUAUAUAUACUAAUAACAGACAUAUACAUACCUAUAUAUAUACACCUAUAUACAUAUCCAUCAGCAUUGCUACGAUACGCCGAGACCCGAGAAUCCCAUGGCUACGACCUCGGAGCUCAUCUUCCCGCCGCAGGCGAACCACAACUUCUCGCGCGUCCUCGGCGACCUCAAGCGGUCCAACCUCUCCGUCGCGAACCGCCUGCGCUCGAUCCGGGAGGACGCCGACUUCGUGGCCGAGGCGGCGGCCGCCUUCGCGCGCCCGCUCGUCGCCAACGAGCGCUGCGGCAGCUGGUACGUCGCGCCGGCCGCCAGGGCCGCGUCCGCCUACUUCAAGAGCACCGACGGCCACGCCGGCCAGUGGCGCUUCAGCACCCGCCGCCUCAACCUCCACCUCCUCGACCUCAUCGGCCGCUGCGACGGCUGCCUCGUCGUCGACUCCACCCGCCGCGGCAAGCGCAUGCCCGACGCCCUCAGCAAGACCGUGCCCGUCUGGUGCUGCGUCCUCAACCGCGCCCUGUUCCCGGACGCGGGCGACGCCGCCGCCGCCCACGCCCUCUACACGCCGCCGUCCGCCGUCGCCCCGUCCGAGCACGCCCAGAUCGAGGCCCGGCUGCCCGAGCACGUCGCCGCGUUCCGCGCCCUCGGCCUCGACGCCGCGGCCUUGCGCCGGCGCCUGCGCAAGCCCCUGCGCCCCCUGUGGGUCACGCCCGAGUCGCCGCUCGCGCCGGCCGGCGAGGUGUUCGACGCCUUCCACCCCGUCGUGUGCUGCACCAGCUCGCGCCGCGUCCCCGGCGCCGAGAUGAGCGAGCGCGGCUACAUCCAGGGCGCCGCCGACGACACCGAGAACUGGGCCCUCGGCCUCACCCCGCCCGUCUUCUGGCGCCACCAGCAGCUCCUCCUCGCGACGCCCGACCCGGAACUGCCCGGUCUCGUGCGCGCGCUGGUCGCCGCCCACGCUGCCGACGCGAGCGUGCCGUCCCCUAAGCAGGUCUCACGGCGCCUGUUCGUCGCCUGCUUGCCGCUUGCUGGCCCGUCGCCGCCGCCGUCGACCUGCGUCGUCGCCCUGCGCCCCGAGGCCACCGACCCCAGCUCGUGGGUUAAGAGCCCGCGGCUGAUAGAGGUGGGCGUGGGCAAGCCUAACAAGAUCGCUAGCCGUAAUCUGCGCGUGGCCCUGCCCAGCAUCGGCGACUUCGUGCGGCGCUUCCUCGAGCCCGCGUCACCGACGGCAGAAGGUCCUGAUGCUGGGGAGGACCUAGGCGCGGGCGCGGGCGCGGGCGCGCUAGAACCCCGGGUCCUGGUCGCCUGCGAGACCGGAAAAGACCUGUCGGUCGGCGUCGCGCUCGCGCUCCUGUGCCAGAACUUCGACGGCGAAGGCAACUACUGCCCCCGCCCGCCCUCGACCGGCUACACUAAGAGUGACAUCAGGGUCCAGCUCAGCCGUAUCAUGACGACUUUCCCGGAUGCGAAUCCGAGCAGGACGACGCUGCAGAGCGUCAAUAGCUUCCUCAUGGGCUAGAUCACUAUAUUAUUUGCUAUGUCUUGCGAAUCGCCGGCGGCUUGCGUGCUGCACCUUACCGCAGUCCACACUCCGUAUGUAUCGCGACAUGCACGAGUUGCAUAUUGGCGUGCGCAAUGAGAGCGCGUUUCGCCGACGUAGGCACCAAUUUUCUGCCUGCCUACUACCUAAUAACAGAUGGCGAGUCUGCAAAGCAAUUCGCAUGAUAUGUUACUACGCAGCUUUCGGGUCCGAAUUUCAAUCUCUAAUCAGGAAAUGUUAGGUACUGUAUUGAAGUGGUUUC
Messenger RNA from Durotheca rogersii, 2185 nucleotides. RefSeq names its product initiator tRNA phosphoribosyl transferase. Gene Ontology annotation, cellular component: cytoplasm. The transcript has a single exon. Gene Ontology annotation, biological process: charged-tRNA amino acid modification. NCBI's taxonomy places the organism in Eukaryota, Fungi, Ascomycota, Sordariomycetes, Xylariales, Xylariaceae. Gene Ontology annotation, molecular function: tRNA adenosine(64)-2'-O-ribosylphosphate transferase activity. The record is from RefSeq and is a predicted model, not a curated record. Bases 484 to 1902 code for a protein of 472 amino acids.